Ectocarpus siliculosus is the source of this 689-nucleotide messenger RNA. Lineage: Eukaryota; Phaeophyceae; Ectocarpales; Ectocarpaceae. The record is from the annotation of a GenBank genome assembly.
GUACGAGUGCAGUAUGCAACGACAUCUCUUGUUUUCGAUUCCGUUAUAACUAUGCGUACGGUCCAAGUUGCUGCGGCCUUCCUAGCGAUCUACAGGGUUUCGGGCUUCGUCAUUCCGGCAUCACUUCAAUCAAGACCCGCUGCUAGCAUUCCAACAUCAUCACAGCCUGCGACGCAUGUUGAACAUGUACGCAGGCAGCAACCGUUCGACGCUCGCCACGCGCCAGUUUUGAUGGCAUCCCAGGGUGGCAGAGGAGAGGAGGAGGAGGUGGACGAUGUCGAGGAGAAGGGCGGGAUAGAGCCCAAGUACCUCGCUGCGAUCGGGGUGGUCUUGUUCGCGGCGCUGUACGACUUGUUCGUCACCCACGGGGGUCGGCUGUGGGAGCUCUAGAGCAUCCAGCUGCUGCAGCUUGUUAUUGGGCGAACCGAUAAUAGCGGGCGGUAGACGGACACUGAUCACUCAGUACAAAUGUGCAAAUGAGCACAUGACGUGCACGGCGGCCUGGUGCUUGGGGUAUUCUAUUAUUGUGAAGCUGGCGGCAUAAAUAGCCGUUUGUAUAGCCAGAGCACGAGGGUGCUCUCCCCUGACUUGUUGGAGCAUGGUCUAGGCCAACGAGCGGCAGAAAGCGUUUAGCGCGCACCAAAUGUGCAAAGCGGGAAGUUGGUCGGGGUGUGUUGCCUCUGUGAUGG